Molecule: messenger RNA, 3809 nt
Organism: Lucilia cuprina (Australian sheep blowfly)
Lineage: Eukaryota; Metazoa; Arthropoda; Insecta; Diptera; Calliphoridae
Gene: Iml1
Product: GATOR complex protein Iml1
Exons: 20
Coding region: 117-3764 (1215 amino acids)
Biological process (GO): positive regulation of autophagy; negative regulation of TORC1 signaling; cellular response to amino acid starvation
Cellular component (GO): GATOR1 complex; lysosomal membrane
Molecular function (GO): GTPase activator activity
Source: RefSeq, a predicted model, not a curated record
UUGUUUUCGUUGUAAGCGUUUGUGUUUUUUUAUGAAAAAAAACAAUGCAUAAAUUACCAAAAUAAGUAAAAAUUUAAUCAAAUAACAACGAAUUGCAAUAAAGAAACAAAAGAAAAAUGAAAUUAUAUAAAUUAUAUACACACACUAAAUCAUAUAAUGAUGCUGAUCUUUUAAUCAAUAAUAAGGAACACCCCGAUGCUAAGGCGGGUGAUAUUGUUGAGGUAUUUCAUCGUGACGAUGAGGAGAAUACAAGAUUGCUAUUGCAGAUAACAACAUUUACAGAUUUGAAAAAUCGUGAUGUGAUUAGUAUAGAAAGUGGUGUGGCAAAUCAAUUUAAAUUGCGCACCUUUAAUGAUGUUGUUAUGCGUGUGGUCGAUGUGGCUGAUGUUGCUUUAGACUCGAUUGAAAUUACUUUUAAGGAUCAGUAUAUGGGUCGUUCGGAAAUGUGGCGUUUAAAAAAGUAUUUGACUAAUACAUGUGUUUAUGUCAAUAAAAAAAUCGACUACAAUGACAUGCAAAUACGCUGUCAAGUAUACGAGAUGUGGUCACAAGGUGAACGUGUUUCAUGUGGUGUUAUUACCGAAGAUACUAAAAUAGUUUUUCGCAGUAGCACCUCUAUGGUUUAUCUAUUCCUACAAAUGUCUUCGGAAAUGUGGGACUUUGAUAUACAUGGAGAUUUGUAUUUCGAAAAGGCGGUAAACGGUUUUCUCACAGAACUAUUUCACAAAUGGAAAAAACUUGGUUGUAAUCAUGAAGUCACCAUAGUUCUAUUUUCACGCACAUUUUACGCCGCCAAAUCACUGGAUGAAUUUCCCGAUCAUAUGCGUGAAUGUUUACAAAUGGAUUAUAAAGGAAGAUUUUAUGAGGAUUUCUAUCGUGUAGCCAUACAAAAUGAACGUAAUGAUGAUUGGUGUACGGUAUUGGCUCAAUUAAGAAAACUAUUUACUUCUUAUCAAAAAACUGUAUUAAAUUAUCAUGCCCGAGAUGGUGUGAAAAUACCAACGGCUUAUAAUUCGACCGCUGCUCAGGGCAACUUCUUGGAAGUGUUAAAUAUUUCCUUAAAUACAUUUGAAAAACAUUAUCUAGAUCGUACAUUUGAUCGUACGGGACAGCUGUCAGUGGUGGUAACUCCCGGAGUGGGAGUAUUUGAGGUUGAUCGAGAAUUAACUAAUAUAACUAAACAAAGGAUUAUAGAUAAUGGUGUGGGCAGCGAUUUGGUGUGUGUUGGCGAACAGCCAUUGCAUGCUGUUCCUUUAUUGAAAUUUCAUAAUAAAGAUACUUCUCUAACAGCAGCAGAUGAUUACUCUUUACCGCAUUGGAUAAAUUUAAGUUUUUAUUCCACAAAUAAAAAGAUUGCCUAUUCAAAUUUUAUACCACGCAUUAAAUUGCCUCCCAUGAUAGCAAAUGCUCCUAUUAAAAUGGAUACCAAUAGUGAUAAUGAAAAUAAUUUUCUUAGUUGUAAUCAAUCGGAAUAUAUACACAAUUCAUUGUUUGAUUAUGAAGCCUAUGAUGAUCAAAUAUUUCAACCACCACCAGCUCAGGGCACUUGUUCUUUGCAGCGUAUUAUUAGAGCCAAGAAGACCUCAGUGCCCAGUUUAGAAACGUAUGCUUUUCAAAAUAAUGAUUGGGAAAUCUUUACGCCUACUAAAGUGCCCAGUUUAAGACGCAAAAUGUCUGAUCCUGAUAUACAUCAUGGUACAUCGGGCAUUUUGGCUGCCAUGAGUGAUGUUACCAAUCUUUCUGAAUCUUUGGCCUCGGAGAAAAAUGCCAGACGUUCUAUUGUUUCCAUUGCACCCAUAGUAAGGCCAGGAAGGUCACUUAUUAAUCCAUUUGAUCCUUCACAUGUAACGAUAAAAUUGACAUCAAAUCGUCGUCGUUGGACUCAUAUAUUUCCAAAGGGUCCCACUGGAGUACUUAUACAGCAGCAUCAUUAUCAGGCAGUACCAGCAAAACAAAAUUGUAAUCAAUUCAAUAACAAUAAUGACAAUGAUUAUUCAUCGUGUUACAAUUCUAUGGAGUACGAUCAUACAUCAAAUUGUUCAACACUAAGUAAAUCCAUUACAAAUAGCUUAAAUCAUACCGGUGAAACGGAUAAACUUGAAAUUACUAGAAAACGCAACAAUUCUCUACUAAAUACAUCAGCAUUAGUUGCUAACACCUCAACAGCUGCUGUACCAGCUAAGAGUUUUCUCUGGGGUGCUACUGGUGAACAGGAAUGGACUCCGGCCAUUACCACAGUUUGGCAUGUCACAACUAGAUUCUCUGAUAAACAUCAUAUUAUUUUUAACUCACCACAGCAAAGUUAUAUAGCUCGCUCUACGGUUUUAAAAACUGAACGAGCAGGUGGACGUAUUAUACAUCCGGCAGCUGAUGCUGCCGCAAUUGCCUUAAAUUCGGAGCUGAAUCAGCAUGAUGACUAUGAUGAGGGAUCAUCUACUGAAAUUAAAUUACGCCCCAAUGCUUCGAUCAAUGAAAUUUUUGAAGCUAUGAAACAUCCUGUUAAUGGCGUUGCCUUCAUUUCACAAACCCAAAGUCUGCCUUCGUAUACAUUUGUAUCGUUUGAUGCCCUAAUGUGGCUUAAAAAUAAUUUGGAUAACUCACGUAAUCCUUUGGAAAUUUUAGAGGCCAUGCGCAAAGAGAAACUUAUAUGUCAUGCCUCGGGUGAUUUUAAUAAACCGGUAAUAGCGGGCUUUUACUUAUAUUUUAUAGCUCAACAAGAUAAAAAUGUUAAAGACUACAUUCGUCCUCUUAACGAUUUAAGUGCCUUUGAGAAUGAAUGGAUGGAAAUUGAAUUAUUGGGCAGCAAUAGUUUAUGGAAUGAUGAAGCAAAUUUACCGCAUAUACCGAAUUUUCUAAAAGAUAUACCACCACCACAAUCCUGGACAGAUUGUUGUAAAAAUCAAAAAAUCUAUCGUCAUUCACAUUUGGAAAUUGAUGUCAAUCAAAAGAGUGAACGUAUGGAGUGGGGUCACGUUAAAUAUCACACUGUUAUGCAAACAGGUUUUGCAUUCGAGAUUGUAGUACAGUGGGUUACGUCGUCGGGGCCAAUAGUAUGGGAUUUGAUUAAUGGCUGGAUACGCAAAGCCAACCAGUGUAAUUACCAAUUAGUACCAGUACCCGCUGAUCCUAUGGCUGAACCAUUUACCGAGAAAUCUGAUCCUCUAAGAGGACCCAUAUUUAUACCCUUGGCUACUCAGCAUUUAAAUAAUGGAGUGAAUUUGUUUGAAGAAUUUGCGGAAGAAACUAGAGCCGAUCGUAUGUUGUUAUUCCAAGAAGCUAUAUUAGCACGUUUUGGAUUUUUACCCUGUGUUGUGGAAAAGAAAUUUACUUUUAACAAAGAUAUCCCAAAAGAAUAUCAAUAUGUUCAUUGUUCUGGAAAUAUGUUUGCUCUUAUACGCUGUUCUAAAAAUACAAAUUAUCAAAUGGAUUCUCCAAGUCGACAAGAAGCCAAUGUUACACGUUGUGUUUAUGGUCAUACUAAUAAUACCAAUGUUCCUAAAAAGAUUGGUUUCUUAUGGGCCUGGAAUCACAUGAUACCAAAUAAAAAAUGGAAAUCUCUUCUCAUUAACAAUUCAUCUGAUGGUGAAUUAUUUCAAUUGAAAAUGCUUAAAGAUUUUCGUGAAUUUUGUUCAAAUAUUGAUAAUCGUUUAGUUAAAUUUUGGAAUCAUUGUCAUGAUUUAAAACGUGCUUCUUUAAAUAAUAUUGAAAAUAUAAAUAACAAUAAUAAUAAUAUUGAUAAUAAAACAUUAUUAGUUUUAAGUUAAAUUGAAAAAAAUGGAUUAUUAUUUGUAUAUUAAUAAUACUCUAUA